AUGGUGAAAUAUUUGAUAGAAGAGAAGAACGUCGACUCCUCGUGUCAAGAUGGGAAUGGUGUCACUCCACUUCAUGUAGCAGCUCAGCAUGCACCACUGGAGGUUGUGAAAUACCUCAUUGAAGAACGACAUUGUGAUGAUAGUGUUAGAAGUACGUUAGGAAGCCUUCCAAUCCAUUCUGCUGCACUGGGAGGUAGGUUAGAUACAGUGAAGUACCUGAUCAAUGAAAGAGGCUGUGACCCAAUGUGUAGAGGUCAGAAUGGUUGGACUCCUCUUCACUGUGCAUGUCAGGGUGGCAGACUGGACAUGGUGAAAUAUUUGAUAGAAGAGAAGAACGUCGACUCCUCGUGUCAAGAUGGGAAUGGUGGCACUCCACUUCAUGUAGCAGCUCAGUAUGCACCACUGGAGGUGGUGAAAUACCUUAUUGAAGAACGACGUUGUGAUGAUAGUGUUAGAAAUACGUUAGGAAGCCUUCCAAUCCAUUUUGCUGCACUGGGAGGUAGGUUAGAUACAGUGAAGUACCUGAUCAAUGAAAGAGGCUGUGACCCAAUGUGUAGAGGUGAGAAUGGUUUGACUCCUCUUCACUGUGCAUGUCAGGGUGGCAGACUGGACAUGGUGAAAUAUUUGAUAGAAGAGAAGAACGUCGAUUCCUCAUGUCAAGAUGGGAAUGGUUUUACUCCACUUCAUGUAGCAGCUCAGUAUGCACCACUGGAGGUUGUGAAAUACCUUAUUGAAGAACGACAUUGUGAUGAUAGUGUUAGAAGUACGUUAGGAAGCCUUCCAAUCCAUUCUGCUGCACUGGGAGGUAGGUUAGAUACAGUGAAGUACCUGAUCAAUGAAAGAGGAUGUGACCCAAUGUGUAGAGGUGAGAAUGGUUUGACUCCUCUUCACUGGGCAUGUCAGAGUGGCAGACUGGACAUGGUGAAAUAUUUGAUAGAAGAGAAGAACGUCGAUUCCUCGUGUCAAAAUGGGAAUGGUAUUACUCCACUUCAUGUAGCAGCUCAGCAUGCACCACUGGAGGUUGUGAAAUACCUCAUUGAAGAACGACAUUGUGAUGAUAGUGUUAGAAGUACGUUAGGAAGCCUUCCAAUCCAUUCUGCUGCACUGGGAGGUAGGUUAGAUACAGUGAAGUACCUGAUCAAUGAAAGAGGCUGUGACCCAAUGUGUAGAGGUGAGAAUGGUUUGACUCCUCUUCACUAUGCAUGCCAGGGUGGCAGACUGGACAUAGUGAAAUAUUUGAUAGAGGAGAAGAACAUCGACUCCUCGUGUCAGGCUAAGGAUGGCAUUCUUCCACUCCACAUUGCUGCCAGUAAUGGUCAUCUACCAGUAGUGAAGUUACUUGUUGAAGAUUACCAUUGCAAUCCUGGCGUCAAGGACAAGAAUGGGAUGACUCCAGGACAUUGGGCUCAGAGAAAGGACCAUGUCGAGAUAUCUUCAUAUUUGUCAUCCAUGGAGAAGGCCAUCCCUAGUAAGUUGGCAGUCAGUUUUGGCGGGGCAAAUCUUCUUAAUCACAUUCCCAGGGUGGCACUUCAGGGAAGUCCUAGUAGUAAAACAAUGACACUAAUGUCCCUCCCUGUGAAGACUAGUCCCUCCUUUAUUCCAGAGGACGCAUCAUUACUCAGGGAGUCAGAGGACGCCAGCCAUGAACAAGUUGAAGAGGACACAUCAUUACUCAGGGAGUCAGAGGACACCAGCCAUGAACAAGUUGAAGAGGACACAUCAUUACUCAAGGAGGCAGAGGACGCCAGCCAUGAAGAAGUUGAAGAAUCGUUUUCCAUAUAUCUCGAGGAGGCAAUGAAGAAAGGCUAUGUGGUUGUAAAGCUGGUGAAGGUGAUAGUAGUGGGUCCUGCAGGUGUUGGUAAAACCUGCCUCAUCUACCUCCUCCUUGCUAAAGACCCACCAGAGGAGAGACACAGCACCGGCUGUGCUGAACGAUCAAUACGAGUGAUACGUAUAGGCAAAGAAGGAGAGGAGUGGAGUGAAAUAUCGACUGAAGAGUUCAUGAAGAUGAUUGCAGAAGCAGUUCCUAUUCUCUAUAGUGAGCUUACGGCCAAAACAGAACACCCAGAAGAAGAAGAUAAGAUGGAAGAAGAGGUGAGUGGUGGAGGGAUUGAAGUAGCUAUGGAGAGUGAACCGGUUGAAGAACAUGAACAUGAGAUAGAGGGAAUGGUCGGAGAAGGCAACUUUGCUCAACAUAGUACUGAUCAGGGUAUGGCUAAAGACGAGUGUGGUAGUAGUGCAAAGAGUAGAAGAGAAGUCAUUGAUGAUGUGAUUCAGAGACUUACAAAGCUAGUGGGCAGUGGCAAGACAUCACGUCGUCUACUCGACAUGGAGAUGAUCUACCUAACAGACUGCGGAGGCCAGCAAGCCUACUGGGAUCUUGCUCCAAUCUUCAUGCGUGACACCUCGGCCACACUCUUUGUCCACCGACUGUGUGAGAAACUUGAUGAACACCCUCUCAACGAUCUUUACCAGAGUGGGAAGAGAGUUGGACCAGAAGAGAGAGCUAGGCUCACCACAUCACAGGCCUUCAAGACAAUGCUUCAAGGACUAGACAAAGAGGAAAAUCGUUCAAAGAUAAUUGUUGUUGGAACUCACAAGGACUUACUUCAUGAAUGUGGUGAAAAACCAGGAGAUAAAAAUGAUAUAUUGAAAACAAUUGCAUCACCACAUUUUGACGAUGACGUGGUUUAUUGCAAUGAAGGUAUGGAUGAUGUUUUAUUCCAGAUGAAUACGAAAACCCCAAAUGACGACGACAAAAAAGAGGCCGGCAAGAUUAGAACGAGCAUCCACAAAGUUGCCACCUACCACAAGAUACCAAUCUGGUGGUUUAUUCUCCAGAGAAUUCUUGAAGCCUUGGCAGAAAAAUUGAACAGAAAGGUCCUCACCAAAGAAGAAUGUGCCCACGUCUCAAAUAUUCUGGGGUUUACUGAAGGAGAACUUGAAGCGGCACUAUCCUUUCUUGACAAACUGAACAUUUUUCUGUACAAGAAAAAGAUUCUCCCUGAUUUAAUAUUCACUGACGCUCAGGUGCCUUUGGAUAAGUUGUCGGCUCUUGUUGAAAGACAGUAUUGCUUGAAAGUGGCCGAGAAAGCACCAGAAAAAGCUAUGGAUGUAGCAACAAGCGGCUGCAAGGAAUUUAGAGACAAAGGAAUUCUUACUGUCGAGUUUCUGAAAGGAGUUUAAAGAGCACUAUGUGAAUGGAAUAUUCACCGCAAACCACUUUAUAACUCUACUUGAAAAGCUGCUCAUUGUUUCAAAAUUGCCAGAAAACAAAUACUUUUUUCCAGCAAUUCUGAAUUGCAUCAGAGAAUCUCAAAUAAUAGAUAGUCUCACACCGCUUCAGAAAUAUCGCCACUGGUGGUGUGGUUCCCCACAGGCUGGGCUCCUCCUGGUGUCUUCUGCUGCAGUGUGUGCCACCUUCAGACACAGGCUGGCUGGGAAAUCAAGACACCAUCCAAAUAUGAUAGCGAAGAUGCACCAACAUACAAUUCACGCAAUUCCAUCACCUUUACGAAAUGUUCCACACCUGGUUCAAUGACAUUCAUUGACAACUUCUCAUUCUUUGCCAUCUGUUUGAAUGUUGACACCAGAAAAAUAGACGGAGGUAGUAUCAUCAAGCACUGCGAGAUGGUAAAGUCAGAUGUGUUUGCUGCCGUCAAAGCAGGCCUAGAGAAAACGCAUCACAGUAAGUCAAAGUCAGAUGUGUUUCCUGCCGUCAAAGCAGGCCUAGAGAAAAUGCAUCACAGUAAGUCAUGCCCGAAGCCUGCCUUUCUCUGUCCAGCUCACAAUAAUCUUCAAAACACUGAACUGCAUGUGGCACACAUCUCUGAGACAAAGCAAUGGAUCUGUAGUGAGAAUCCUAAUGAAUUCAAUAAUCUGACUCCAGACCAAACAGUGUGGCUUGGUGGACCAGCUCCAGCACCACUUCCACAGCCUUGUGGUGGAGAAACUAUAUCCCAAACAAACACAACAAUUCUUGACAAAGACGACUUGUUUGAUGUAAAGAGGGAGUUGCAGCCAGUAACUGACAGAUGGAAACACAUUGGACUGGCCCUCAGACUGGAUCCUAGCGAACUAAAGAAGAUAGAGAAAGAGAAUAGAGAUCUUGAUGACUGUCUGAUUGAAAUGCUGACUCUGUGGCUGAAUAAAAAUUACAACACUAAAAGAUUUGGAGAGCCAUCAUGGGAGCUACUGGCUAGUGCAGUAGAGAAUCGUGCAGGAGGGAAUAACGCUGCACUUGCUGAGAAAAUUACUCAAACAUAUGGAGUGACACAGGUGAUGGGCGUACCAGAGAGAGAUACCUCUCAAGACCAACAGUUCUGCAAAGAAAAAGAUGUGCCGGAAGUAUCUCUAGCCAACCCACAGGGCGCACUCGUUCAUCAAAACAGAGACACAGAGCAUCAAGCAUCAUCCCGUGGAGAGUAGGUCUCGAGGCCAGAACAAUUGGAAGUAAAUGAGACUGUCCCUCCAAUGGACACAGCUUCCCACCACAAGCUAAGACAGGAAUGAAACGAAAAAUGGAGGCAGAACCUUCAAAUCCAAGAAAAGGUCGACGGAUGAGUGAUCAAUGAAAAGGACACACUAUUCAAGAGUCACAGAAUCAGACUUGGUUAAUAUGUAGCUGCCCUAACGUGUCUGUCUUGUUAUCAUCUAAGAACAAGAGCGUUCGUAAACAUGAGUCUGACAGAAUCAACAUUAUGCGAAUGAUCUGCACAUGCUCAAACAAACACACUACACUAAUUCAUGUCCAGUCUCAUCUAAGACCGAGAGAGGAGAGGGGAAACCCCUCCCCCACAUGUUGUCCCAAGAGAGGGAGGAAGGAGA
Geodia barretti is the source of this 4827-nucleotide messenger RNA. NCBI's taxonomy places the organism in Eukaryota, Metazoa, Porifera, Demospongiae, Tetractinellida, Geodiidae. The record is from the annotation of a GenBank genome assembly.